AUGGCCGAGUGCGGGAGCUACAAAGCCACCAACGCUCUGACUCCGACAGCUUUGUCCCCUCCGUGUCCCCAGCAGGAAGGGCAGCUCUGCCUCCUGCCCAUGCCACCCAUCCCCACCGGCCCUGCGCCCGUUCCCACCCAGGGACAUUGGAAGUCCCAAGAGGAAUGGUCAUAUAAGGGACGUGCCAUUAUUGCAAAUUUCGGCUUAUGCUUUCUUCAGAAGACCAAGAAUCCCAAGGAGGUCACACCGGGAAACCAAGCCCUCCGCGGAGCCGUCGCCUUUGAGCAAUCUCCAAAAGGGAGACCACCCGCCAGCAGUCAGCAGCCCUUCCAGGAUGCUCUGGUAAUUGCCCCGGCGAGGUCGCUCCUGUGGGCGUCCUUGUCCCGUCCCGUCCCGUCCCGUCCGAUUCCGUCCCUGGGGUCACCCCGGUUCGUUCCUCAGGUCCUGGGCGCCGAGAGGAGGUCGCGGGCGGCGGCCGUCCGGCCCGUCGACGAGGAGGUGUCCAGCGACUCCGAGCCGGAGAGCCCGUCGUUGGGACGGCGGCGGCGGCGGGAGGCGGCGGUAGAGGAGGAGGUGGAGGAGACGCCGCAGGAGAAGAAGCUGCGCCUGGCCAAGCUGUACCUGGAGGAGCUCCGCCGGCACGAGGAGGAGCGGGCGGCGGCAGAGGAGGAGGAGGAGGAGACGCAUCCGGCGGAUCUCAUCGGCGACCGGCUGAAGGAGGACGUGCUGGAGCAGAAGGGUCGGCUGCAGCGCCUGGUCGCCAAAGACGUGCAGCCUCCAGAUCCAGCCAGCAUUCGAGUGCUGCGGGGGCACCAGCUGCCCGUCACCUGCCUGGUCAUCUCUCCAGAUGACAGGUUCAUCUUUUCGGCUUCCAAGGACGGCUCCCUCAUCAAAUGGGAGGUGGAGAGCGGGAAGAGGCUGUGCGUGGUGCCUGGGGGGAAGAAGGGCACCGAGGAGCGGCACAUGGGGCACGCAUCCCACGUCCUCUGCAUGGCCAUCUCAUCGGAUGGCAAGUACCUGGCUACAGGAGACAGGAACAAGCUGAUCAUGGUCUGGGACACCGCCACCUGCAAGCGCCUGCACAUCUUCACUGGGCACCGCGAUGCCGUCUCGGGCCUGUCCUUCCAGAAGGGCACGCACCAGCUGUACAGUGCCUCCCAUGACCGCUGCGUCAAGGCCUGGAACGUGGCGGAGAACACAUACAUGGAGAUCCUGUUCGGGCACCAGGAUAUCAUCACAGGGCUGGACAGCCUGAGCCGGGAGUGCUGUGUGACGGCGGGGGGACGGGACGGCACCGUGCGGCUCUGGAAGAUCCCCGAGGAGUCACAGCUCGUGUUUUAUGGGCACCAGGGCUCCAUUGAUUGUAUCCAGCUCAUCAACGAGGAGCACAUGGUGUCGGGUGCCGAUGACGGGUCUGUAGCCCUGUGGGGGCUGGCGAAGAAGAAGCCGCUGGCGCUGGCCCGGCAGGCGCACGGCAUGCAGGACGCCCAGGGCCUGCAGCAGCCGUACUGGAUCUCAGCGGUGGCUGCCCUGCGCAACAGUGACCUCCUGGCUACAGGCUCCCACAGUGCUAGCGUGAAGCUCUGGAAGUGCAGUGAGGGAUUUCGGAAGCUGGAGCCCCUCUGGGCUAUCCCGUUGGUGGGUUUUGUCAACAGCCUCGAGUUCUCGGCAGCCAGUGACUUCCUGGUGGCCGGCCUCGGGCAGGAGCACCGGCUUGGCCGGUGGUGGAGAAUCAAAGAAGCCAAAAACAGCAUCUGCACCAUCCCCCUGAAGCGGAGGGCUACAGCCCCCAGCUCCCAUGUCCCUGACAGCUCCUAGCCCGCUGGCCCCGGAGCCGCUGCACCUGGGUCAUGAAACCCUGGUCCCUGGUGCUGCGCCCCAUGUCCUUCGUGCAACCACCCUCCUGGGGCCGGCAGCGCCGGAGCGGGGGAUGGCGCGUGGCCCCCUGACCCUGCUGGCACCCAGAUCAUGCUGAGGGUCUG
Molecule: messenger RNA, 1982 nt
Organism: Phalacrocorax carbo (great cormorant)
Lineage: Eukaryota; Metazoa; Chordata; Aves; Suliformes; Phalacrocoracidae
Source: RefSeq, a predicted model, not a curated record